GAUCCAGUAUGGCGGAGUCUGUCAGACGGUGUUACGGACGGCGGAGGAACUCAGAUGGCUGCCGUUAAUCAGGCUUCUCUGUCUCGCUUGAGGGACAAUGGAAGAAGCCCUGGAGUGAACAUAAUGCCCUCCUCAGACUGUCAGGAGAUCAGCAGACAAGCGCUUGAUGACUGACCCCCCCGGCGUCCGUCUGGAGAGAGCAGACACACGGGUCACUUCUGGAGGAGACAGAAACACACAAGACCUGAUGAUGGUCCAGAAGACCCUGAGAUCACUGCAGAUUCAGAUGGUUUUAUUGGCACGGGGAAAUAUGCCAAAGCAUUAAUAACACUAUACAUACAGAUUCACAACAUAUACACACACACAAACUAGACUCAAAUAUAGACAGAUAGGAAUAUAACGUACUUGGUAAAUGAAAUGUUUUUCAAUCUUAUAAAGUUAUUCAGUAUUUAUAAAGGUAGAUGUGUCCCGCUGGAUGCUCUUUUUUGAUUGACCUGGUCUUCUGUAAAAAAAAAAAAAAACAUAUAUUGUUUAGCAAACACAUUCAGUGUCGUCGUCCAUAUGAAAUUAGGCUUAUAAUAAAUCAGAUCCUUUUAUAUGAACAGAAACUGACUUUUGUUUGUGUGUGUGUGCGCGUGUGUGUGGUUGCAUUGCCCUUUGAACUGAGGAAGUAAGCCUGCGGUUUUCUUUUCCACUGGCAAAUGCGGUUGUUCUACAGCUGCUCAAGAAUGUGUCCAUGAGAAAGGUCUCUUCUGAAUAUGUGAAACCAUUCAUAAAUUCGAUUAGAGAUGCAGAGCUUCAUCUUAAUGUAUUGAAGGACUUUGACAGCAGUGUCUGAUGCUAAUCUCAUUCUUCAUGAAACGAUGGCAGACGUGAUGCAGCUGCUGGCUGGAUUUGUCGAGACGAGGAGCAGAAACCGCUGCUGUGCUGGAACUAAAUCUGAAGUUUUGAGAACGCAUCAGCCGCUGCAAACAUCAUGACGUCUCCGAGUCAUUCAGACUCUCAGAUGGACCAGACUGUGGAGCUUUUGAAGCCGUCGGCGUUUGAGCACAUUCCCACAGUGGAGCUGAGUUCUGCUCUGCCUGUGAGGGUUCCUCCUGCUGCCAUCCCCAUGGAGCUGCGUGUGGAGCAGACGCAGACGCAGACGCAGACGCUGGACUCGAGCCGCCGCCAGCAGCAGCAGCAGCAGCACGAGAUGAUGGCGCUCAAACACAAGCAGCAGCUGCAGCAGCAGAUCCUCAUCACUGAGUUCCAGCGGAAACACGAGCAGCUCUCGCGCCAACACGAGGCCCAGAUACAGGAGCACAUGAAGCAUCAGCAGGAGCUGCUGGAGCAGCAGAGGAAGAUGGAGCAGGAGAUGGAGAAACAGCAGCGAGAGCAGAAGCUCCAGCUCCUCAAGAACAAAGAACGUGGCCAGGAGAGUGCAGUGGCCAGUACUGAGGUCAAGAUGCGUCUGCAGGAGUUUGUUCUGAAUAAAAAGAAAGCCCUCGCUCAGCGCAGUCUCAACCACUGCGUCUCCAACAGCCCACGCUACUGGAGCGGGAAAACUCAGCACAGUUCUUUGGAUCAGAGCUCCCCUCCUCAGACCAGCGUUAGUUCCUAUAACCAUCCUAUAAUGGGCGUCUACGACUCCAAAGAUGACUUUCCACUGCGCAAAACAGCGUCUGAACCGAACCUGAAGCUGCGUUCGCGUCUGAAGCAGAAGGUGUCGGAGCGGAGGAGCAGCCCGUUACUGCGCCGCAAAGACAGUCCCAUCAGCACGCUCAAGAAACGCUCUCUGGACAUGACAGAUUCGGCGUGUAGCAGCGCUCCUGGUUCAGGACCCAGUUCCCCAAACAACAGCUCACACGGAAACCUGUGCGAGAAUGGCAUCAGCGUGACUGAGUCAUCUCACAGGCCGGCUGGUCAGGACGUGUCGGUCAGUCAGCUGUCACUCUACACAUCUCCUUCACUACCCAACAUCACCCUGGGGCUGCCGGCCCCUGCCACCAACAACGUGACGUCUACCCAGUCGGACAGUGAAUGUUUGUCUGUGACCCGUUUACCAGUAAGCACUCCAUUUCUGGUCGCUCACCUGCCAUCAUUUCUUGGCAACUCGGAUGCUGCAAACUCCCACAGUGCACUGGUGCAGCACAUGGUCCUUCUGGAGCAAUCAGCCCCACCGAGUCCUUUGGCCACAGGGAUGGGAGCGGGGUCACUGCAGAAGCUGGGUCAGCACCGGACGCUGGGCCGCACACAGUCGGCUCCUCUGCCCCAGAGUGGACAGGCUCUUCAGCAGCUCGUGGUUCAACAACAGCACCAGCAGUUCCUGGAGAAACACAAACAGCACUUCCAGCAGAUCCACAUCAACAAGAUGUUGAGUAAACCCUGUGAUCGCCAGCACCAGAGCCACCCAGAGGAGACGGAGGAAGAGCUCCGAGAGCAGCAGGAUGCCACACAGACCGAAAUGUUUUCCAUGAGCCUCUCCAUUAAACAAGAACCGCCUGAUCUCACAGAGGAGCGGAGACCAGAAGAACAAGAGCUGCUCUUCGAAGAGCAGGCCUUUCUACUGGAGCAGCAGAGGAUCCAUCAGCUCAGAAACUACCAGGCGUCCAUGGAGGCGGUUGGUGGAUCGGUCAUUUUCCCAGGGCACCGCCCUCUGUCCAGAGCCCAGUCAUCUCCUGCAUCUGCCUCUUUCAUCAGUCCACAGGAACAGCCAUCCAAACCCCAUUUUACCACAGGUCUGGUGUACGACUCUCUCAUGCAGAAGCACCAGUGCAUGUGUGGAAACACCAACACACACCCCGAACACGCCGGACGCAUCCAGAGCAUCUGGUCUCGGCUGCAGGAGACGGGUCUGCGCAGCCGGUGUGAGUGUAUCCGUGGGAGAAAAGCCACUUUAGAGGAACUGCAGUCGGUUCAUUCUGAAGCUCAUGUCAUGUUGUAUGGAACCAACCCACUACGGCAGAAACUGGACAGUUCUGUCAUCUCCAUGUUCGUCAGGCUGCCGUGUGGUGGUAUUGGGGUGGACAGUGACACGGUCUGGAAUGAAGUUCACUCGUCGAGCGCAGCGCGUCUGGCCGUCGGUUCUGUGGUCGAACUCGUCUUCAAAGUGGCAUCAGGAGAGCUGAAGAACGGUUUCGCAGUGGUCCGGCCGCCGGGACACCACGCAGAGGAGAGCACACCCAUGGGCUUCUGUUACUUUAACUCUGUUGCCAUAGCAGCUAAACUCCUACAGCAGAGACUCAAUGUCGGCAGAAUUCUGAUUGUUGAUUGGGACGUUCAUCAUGGGAACGGAACACAACAAGCGUUCUACGACGAUCCCAGAGUUCUGUACAUUUCACUUCAUCGAUACGACGAUGGUAAUUUCUUCCCAGGCAGCGGCGCUCCGGAAGAGGUGGGCAGUGGCCCGGGAGUCGGUUUCAACGUCAACGUGGCGUUUACUGGAGGACUGGAUCCACCGAUGGGAGACGCAGAAUACCUCGCUGCCUUCAGGACGGUGGUGAUGCCAAUCGCGAGCGAGUUUGCUCCAGAUCUGGUGCUGGUGUCUGCAGGGUUUGAUGCGGUGGAAGGACAUCCUCCUCCGUUGGGAGGAUACAAACUCACCUCCAGAUGUUUGGGUCACCUGACUAAGCAGCUGAUGGGGUUAGCGGGGGGUCGAGUGGUGCUGGCGCUGGAGGGAGGUCAUGACCUCAGGGCCAUAUGUGACGCCUCCGAGGCCUGCGUCUCAGCGCUGCUGGGGAUAGAGGUAGAGCCACUUUCUGCAGACGUCCUGAAGCAGAGACCCAAUGAAAACGCUGUGCGCUCGAUAGAGAAAGUCCUGGAAAAUCACAGUCAGUACUGGCGCUGUGUCCAGCGGGUCGUGUCCGGCGCAGGUUUGUCUCUGCUGGAAGCUCAGAGAGGCGACUCUGAGGAGAGCGAGACGGUGACCGCAAUGGCCUCUUUAUCUGUCGCAGCAUUGGAGAAAAGGACGGAGGAUGAGCCCAUGGAAGAGGAGCCGCCGAUGUAGGGACGAGAGUUUUCCCAGAGCUCUGAGCUCUUCUGGGACUCUGCAUCUGUUUGACUUGGUCUCGUCUGACGGAGAUCCUCGCUGAGCAGAGAGAGACGUCAGGGUGAAGGCUAACUCACCAUGUUAGCGCUGUAGCCCGCUAGCACUGUGGCCCCAAUGCAACACACUCGAGCUGAAGUCACUUGAGACGUUUGUUUUUGGAGAUUUCUCUCCCAUUGGCUCAAUGUGCACACACCUCGUUGCAGACGUCAGCCAGGAGGUCGUUCUGACAGAGGGAUGGAUGGAACGCCGGGGUCAAGCAAAUCCUCCAUUGGCUCCAGGAGCCCUGUUUAGUACUUACACCUUCAGCACUGCAGCGUUCGGCUCGCCAGUGCCACUUUACAGACGUUUCUCAGAGAGGGAGUGCCUUGAAGACCAUCUGAACUAUGUAUGAAUUCUGAGGAAUUUGCCUUAAUUCAGGAAUGUCCCAUAAUUCCAGUGGGUCGACCGAUUAGGAAGAGUUUACUUGGACAGCAUCUGCGCUUUAGUCCUAAACGCACAUUGUCUAGCGCUGACUGACUUUUCUUUGGAUUGUUUUUUUGCAGAAACUGUCUGCAGCUCCAGUGAAGCGUAACAGUGGCUCCACAUCACAGCAGCUGAAGGCAGGACUCGGAUACAGAGUGGGUUAUUGACUGGCAUGUGCUUUACAGGACAAAACUACACCCGGACUGAACCAGAGACCAGAAGGUAUGACCAAAGCAUGAGUUUGCAUCUUGUGUUGUACCUUCCUCUAACCACAGCGUUUGACACUAAUUACAAGACCACGGCGGAUGUGAACGGGUUGGCCUUUGGGUGGGGAACAGAACCAGACAAGAGACGACAGUGAACCAAAUCAGCUCGGGUUCUUCUUAAGCCUAACUUUGUAAAAAGGAAGUUACAACUUGCAAAUGUUGGAGACCCCUAAGCAUGAAGUGGGAUCAGUACCUAUAAGAUCAAUACCAAUAUGCAUGUGAAAUCUUCAUUUUAUUUUCCUUCGCUAACGAACCUAGAGCCUCAUCUCCCAACACAACAGCUUCACCUCUAAAAGAAGAGUUAGUUUCUUACUUGGCAACUCUUGACAACUGUUAAAAUGCUCAGACUUUAGUUGUUCCUGAUUAUUUUUGAGGUUUUAGUAAUUAACUAGUCCAUUCCUGUUUUGUUCAGUUUUACUUCAUUCCUUGAGCUGAAAUUCCAGAUAUUUGCACGUUUCGCUUGGCUGCUUAUUUCUAUUAUUAACUGUGCUAAUGGUUUGAGUUCCAUUAUUUGCGUUACAUUUGGUACCUUGUACUUUAAACGAGUGCUUGAUGAUGUUCUUGGGUUUUCAACCAUUCAAUCAUGAUGACUGAUUGUGUACUUCCAUGUUUUGUUCAUAUUAGAUUUGUGUAUGAAAGGAAACCUCAUUUUUUUGUGACAGUUUAGGAGUAUAUAACUAUCAGUUCUGUCAGGAAUUAACCUGCUAAACACACUUGAUUGAUGCUCAGUGAUGUUCAGUUUUAUAAAAUGUUUUUGGAGAACGUGCUACAUGCUGAUAUUAGAGAGAAACCGUAUGUCUAUGACAGUGAUAAAAAUAAAAAAAAAUGAACAUUACUCCAAAGCAUUUUAAAGCAUUUUCAAGAUGUUUCUCUGUGCAUAAAACAAACAAACAAACAGAUCUUUAGUACGCAUGGUUCGCAUGAUAAUUUAUCCACACACUUCACUAAAUACUAAAACUUUGUCAGUUUUGAAUAAAGUUGUAGAUUGAGAAACAAAGGGAUUCAUGGUUCAUCACCUGCAACACAAACAGAUGUUAACCUUCAUUUACAAAUUCAAAUGAAAAACAGCUGGGACAAUGUUCACAAAUUGGGUUGCUUUAGCUGAUUUUGUAUAAAAUUGAUUUGUAAUUUUAUGUAUAUUUAAUUAUAAUAUAACAUAAUUAUUUAUUUGUCUAUUGACUUCAUUUAUUUAUUUUGUACUGUGCUUAUUUAGAGGUCUUUGAUUUACUGACUGAAAUGCAGUCUGAUUCAUGAGCUCAGGUUUCUUCAUUUUGAAGGAUUCUUAGAUCCUUGCUCUUGUUUGUGUUGAUAUACGAGUGUUGAUUUAUCAGACACCGGUGUUUAAACACUCCCCAGACGACACUGGUGCGGUGCAGGACAGAAAUCCUGUUCUUCUGAGAACAUGUAGAAGGGAACAGGGACUGGCCAUCCUAACUUUUUUAAAGAUGUGUUUUGAUAAAACUUAUGAAAGUUUGUUUGUGCAAUAAUCACUUGAUUUUGUCAAAUAUGAUUAAGAAGAGGUAAUGAAGGAUCCUCACGUGCAAGUUGUGUGUUGUUUUUUUUAUUUGUAUGUUUUUUUUUCUUAUUUAUAAUAAUUUAUUCACAUAAUCUUUUUAUAAUAAUUAGUCAUUCAUAUGAUUUCAUUUAUUAUUAUAAUUAUAUAUAUUUUUUUAUUGUGUAUUCAUUUAUUAUUUCUGUAUAAUUUUCCCUAGCUUAUGCAUUUUCAUUGUUGUUCAGUCUCAUUCUUGUGGGGUUUCAUGAACUGUUGUUUCUGUAUAGAGACAGAUAAGAGGGAAUGUUUAUGGAAACCCAAGGUUUUGGGAUGUUACUGUGAAGCAGUUUUGGUAUAACAGUACGUGUUGAAUUUGUGCUGGUCAGACAAAGUUUGAACAUUGAGACACGCAAAUAAGAUUGUUCAAUAAACUCUUUUUAUGUUCAUCA
Messenger RNA from Carassius gibelio (silver crucian carp), 6699 nucleotides. RefSeq names its product histone deacetylase 4. Gene Ontology annotation, molecular function: histone deacetylase activity. NCBI's taxonomy places the organism in Eukaryota, Metazoa, Chordata, Actinopteri, Cypriniformes, Cyprinidae. The record is from RefSeq and is a predicted model, not a curated record. Gene Ontology annotation, biological process: negative regulation of transcription by RNA polymerase II; chromatin organization. Gene Ontology annotation, cellular component: histone deacetylase complex. Bases 977 to 3988 code for a protein of 1003 amino acids. The transcript has 28 exons.